CCAUAAAUAGCAUUUACCCCUUGUCGAAAACGACAUAUUAUUGGAAUGUGCAAAUUUUCCUCAUAAUGGCCCAAAUGUUUUGUCCCAAUGCGUGUACACCAACUGUCAGAGUGCAGUUUUAGAUUUGAUUCGUUUUGCAUAUGACUUCUAUUAACCUUGGCCAAACAGCAGAAAGCCAUAUGAAGUAGGCAGAGCGGGAAAAUUGCUGAGCGUAUGUUGAUGUUUUGUUCGUUCCUUUGUGCAGUCGCGUGUAGUUUUUCUCGAAGUUUUCCGCACAUACCAGCCCGCCGGACGAUAAAAACGUAACAGUUCGCGAAUCUUGCGGCACUAUUUGUUUGUACUGCUUGCGUGUGUAAGCAAGGUGCCGGGGAGGAUAAUUCUAGAAGAUAUCGCGUCACGUACUGAAUUCGGGCCUACCUGCGGGUGUUCCGGUUUCGAAGUUUGGCACAAGCACGAGCGUGGCAGACGGAUCCACACAAGCAACGCACUGAUACACGAUGGCCAAAGUGCACAUCACCAACGUCGUAGUGCUGGAUAAUCCCAGUAGCUUCCUGAACCCGUUCCAGUUCGAGCUGACGUUUGAGUGUAUCGAGGAGCUAAAGGAGGACCUCGAGUGGAAGAUGAUCUACGUCGGGUCGGCCGAAUCGGAGGAGUUCGAUCAGGUGCUGGAUACGAUCUACGUUGGCCCGGUACCGGAGGGCCGGCACAUUUUCGUGUUUCAAGCAGAUCCACCGAACGUCAGCCGCAUCCCGGAGCAGGACGCGGUCGGUGUGACGGUGGUAUUGCUGACCUGCUCCUACCGUGGGCAAGAGUUUGUCCGCGUCGGUUACUUCAUCAACAACGAGUACGCGGACGUGGAGAUGCGUGAAAACCCACCACCGAAACCAUUGUUCCAUAAGAUGACGCGCAAUAUACUGGCGUCGAAGCCGCGUGUGACACGCUUCAAGAUUAAUUGGGAUGAUGCCCCGGUGAAUGGUGUGGCAGGCGGUCCAUCGAAUGGGAUGAUGGACGGAGAGGAAGUCGGACCGUCGGACGAGAUGGCCACUAACGGUGACAACAAUGAUCAUGGGAUGGACGGUGAAUCGAACAGUGCUUCCUCGCAUCCACCGGAUCUGGUGCACGAUGAGAAUAGUAUUGCGAUGCCAGCGACCGAAAUGCCCGAAUUUAACGAAAAUUCCAACUCGCUCGCCAUGGAAUGCUGAGCUGGAUGGUAGUGGUGACGGUUGGCGGAGAGAUGACACAUCUCCAACAUCUCAUUUAAACGUUCACUCGCGUACACAUCUGCAUUAGCGUAGGAUUGAUAGCGAUUAAUCUAAUUAUUCAUUUUGUCGACUGUGGGGAUCGUGAAAUCAUAUCGACCCGUACCCAUCGGACAUGAAUCCGUUUUCCUCUUAUUGUUCUUUACGGUGUGAAGAUAUUAAAGCAUCUGGGGCAAUCGUAGCAGUCCAGUUAAGGUUUCUUCGGUUCCUGCGGUUCCUGCGAUCCAAAUGAGGUUAUGUUCAAAGGAGUUCCAAAGCUCUUAUUUUUUGUUUCUUUUUCGGGUUUCAAUUGUUACGUUAUCUGCCGCUGCGGUAGGAUCGAGCUCAUCAUACGGUAGACAAAUAGAAAACAAAAAUCAUUUUUCCGAGCACGUUAGAACUGGUAGGAAUGUUGACGGAUGAUUUGAAAGGGAGGAAAUAUGUAAAUAACGAAAUGAACUAAAAAAGUAUAAUAGAUAGAAACUGUGGAAACAAGCGUCGCGAUCGUAUAAAAUAAAUUUAAGCUUUUGUAAUAACGAAACAACAAAGAAA
Anopheles funestus (African malaria mosquito) is the source of this 1790-nucleotide messenger RNA. RefSeq names its product histone chaperone asf1 (gene asf1). Bases 498 to 1202 code for a protein of 234 amino acids. Gene Ontology annotation, cellular component: nucleus. The transcript is spliced from 2 exons. Gene Ontology annotation, biological process: nucleosome disassembly; DNA replication-dependent chromatin assembly; nucleosome assembly. The record is from RefSeq and is a predicted model, not a curated record. Gene Ontology annotation, molecular function: histone binding; ribonucleoside triphosphate phosphatase activity. NCBI's taxonomy places the organism in Eukaryota, Metazoa, Arthropoda, Insecta, Diptera, Culicidae.